Molecule: messenger RNA, 1960 nt
Organism: Lytechinus variegatus (green sea urchin)
Lineage: Eukaryota; Metazoa; Echinodermata; Echinoidea; Temnopleuroida; Toxopneustidae
Product: solute carrier family 35 member G1-like
Exons: 3
Coding region: 653-1750 (365 amino acids)
Cellular component (GO): membrane
Source: RefSeq, a predicted model, not a curated record
GGGAUGAUCAUGAAAGAGGAUUCGAGGAGAGUGAGGGGAAGGAGAAAAGAUAUUAAGUGAAAAACUGCUUUUGUGUGGAAAAAGUACAGCGAUUUCAGUUUCCCCACUGGGGUGGUUUAGCAUACUGAGACCAUUCAGACUACUAACAGCAAGGGAUAUAGCUAGUCUACAAAAUGUAGACCCACAUCUGCAGUGUGUGUACCACAGCUGAUUCAAAGAGCCUGCAUAGCAGACUAUAGGUCUACUGUGGCUGCAGAUGGCUCGCUUCGCUCGCCCUUUCAGGCUGGUUUGCUUGGCAAACUGGUAUCAGCGCGCGCUAAGAUCCCACCAUACGGGCCAUUCAGAGUCUGCAUAGCAGACUAGGAUAUAUCAGUGUGAAUACGGAAUUCUUCUGAGUAACUUAAAUAUUCGUACACACUGGAGCUAACAAAUAAACUAAAGUACUGUGCGCCCAGAAGAGAUAAUGAAAUUUGUACAAUAAAGUUUUGACUGCUCAGGUCAAUAAUAGCUGCUGAACUUCGGACUUGGCCUCGUUCGCGAACUGGUCCUAAAGGCAGAGGUGGUAAACCGUUUGGAAUGUGUCACGAGUUCCUGCAAAUGAAACUUGAGGUCCACAAGAAAACAUGUUGAUGAAGUCACUCGAACUUAAAAGAUGUCCCGAACGAGUCUUCCACAAGAUGAUGGUAUGAGGGCCAAGUUCCACGUAGGCCUCGAUCAGACACAACAGGAUUCUAUUUGUGGCACAUUAUCUGCAGGGUACCCCGAAAGAGAGCCAGAGAAACGCGUAUGGGAAAGAAUCUGUAAGCUGGUUGUCCAACGGAGGGGGACCCUCUGGGCGCUGCUGAGUGCAAUCCUUCUGUCCCUCAUUGCUCUGGCGUGUAAGCUCAUGUCUGGUGGGGUAUCCCCUAAUCAAAUUACACUUUGUCGCUCGUUAACACUCGUCCUCUUCACGGCACCAAACAUCUUACGGCAACAUAAUAUGUCGCGUUCUCUGCCACGGAAAGCUUGGGGAUUCCUAAUUCUCAGGGGAGUUUCCGGCAUGUCAUGUGUACUAAACUCGUACUAUGCCUUCCAACGACUCGAUGUUUCCACUGCCAGAUAUAUCAUAGAGGGAUCUAGCUUCAUAACCUGUAUCCUGGCAUGCAUCUGUUUGAAGGAGAAUUGUUCCAUCAUAAUGACUUUAUCAUGUUGCGCCAGUAUGGUCGGUGUUUUGCUUGUUGUUCAGCCAACACCUAUCUUUGGGGGCCUCCCUGAAAAUAUCAGUGACCAGUCGUUGCUCGGCAUACUCGCAGCAUUUUUUGCUGCGAUUGCUAUAUCUCUGACCUUUCUCUCACUCCGCUUGCUUGCCCCCUUCAAGAUGACCGCACAAUUUAUUACUUUUACGUACGGCUGCAUCAGCCUAUUUGGAUGGGCUAUGCCAGCCCUUGGAUGCGUCUUACUAGAGACCGCCCUCAACGACUGGUCCAUCCCGCGCUGUGGACACGAUCGUCUCUUGCUCCUAGCAACAUGCAUCAUGAGCUACCUUCAAAUCACAGCCAUUACUUUUGCGCUUCAGACGGAAAAUGCUGCAGUCGUUGCCGUUAUUACGACCACAGGCAUUAGUAUCGCAUUCAUCUUGGAUUAUGCUUUCUUUGAUGUAACUCCAAAUGCAUGGAAGAUCAUUGGUGCUCUGUGUGUAACCGGCGGCUCGGUUGGGGCAGCUAUGUCCUCAUACUAUGCUGCUAAGAGGAAACUGCCUGAAAGUAUAUAAAUAUAAAUUUAGGAAGAAUUCUUUGUAAGCUUCAUUUUAUACUGACACACGUGUACCGUCAUAGUACCAUGCUCAUUGAUAUUUCAAGCAUUUAUUUUCAUAAGCUAUUUACCCUGAUAGGCCUAAUGAUCAUCCUAUAAAGUAACCUCCUGACUUCACCACCCACCGGGGGGGGGGGGAGGGGCACUCAGUAUAAAUGCAUAGUGGGUA